Aspergillus nidulans FGSC A4 is the source of this 1215-nucleotide messenger RNA. RefSeq names its product protein GET4. The record is from RefSeq and is a predicted model, not a curated record. NCBI's taxonomy places the organism in Eukaryota, Fungi, Ascomycota, Eurotiomycetes, Eurotiales, Aspergillaceae. Gene Ontology annotation, biological process: protein insertion into ER membrane. The transcript is spliced from 4 exons. Bases 1 to 1038 code for a protein of 345 amino acids.
AUGACCUCACGGAUUGACAAGACGAUUGCUCGACAGCGAGAGAAGAUCGCAUCCGGAGCUUAUUACGAAGCUCACCAACAACUACGGGUCAUUGCCGCACGGUACAUUAAACAGAACAAUUAUGAUGCUGCGGCAGAGAUAUUGGCUGGCGGCGCUACUGCCCUCCUUAGGGCUGGAUCGCAACAAGGAGCUUCAGCCAGCGGAGGUGACCUAGCUAUCAUGUUGGUGACUGAGGUAUAUGUCAAAGCAGGCUGGGAGAUUGUGGGGGGUGAUGAUGAUGCGGAGGGGCGUGCUCGUAAGAAGCGUUUGAUUGAACUUCUACGUGAAUUUCCGUCAGAGGAGCCUACACGAAAGAGGUUUAUCCAGGAAGCGAUUGGGUGGAGUGGAAGGUUCGGAUCAGUGGAGCGAGGAGACCCCGAGUUGCACCAUGCUGUCGGAUCUGUAUACGCGGAAGACCAAGAGCCCUAUGAAGCUGAAAAGCAUCUUGUGCUGGGCACCUCCGAGUCAGCUGAGACGUUGGCGAAACUUGAGUACGAGUGGUAUACGAGCGACGAGCCGCAUACAGCAGGCAUUUAUGCAGCACGUGCAGUAAUCCCUUUUCUACUAAUUGGCAACCUGCGCAGUGCCAACAAGGCGUUCUUAAUCUUUACGUCCCGCCUCAGCUCCGCAAACCCGAGCCUUGGAGUGCAAGAUGUCAGCAGUGCCACCUCUGAUGUUCGGGUUUUCCCUGCGCUCCCAUUAUUAAACUUUCUCAACAUGCUGCUGCUCGCUAUUCAACGAGGAACAGCGGAUUUGUUCAAGCAGUUGACCGCGCACUAUGCUACGCAUAUCAAAGAGGCCGGGAUCCUCGAUGAUGCGCUUCCCCAAAUCGGCGAGCAGUACUUCGGGAUCAAUAUCCCUAGGCAGGGAAAUCCGCUGUUGGAUAUGAUGGGCAGCAUGUUGUUUGGAGGUGGACAGGAUAGCGGUAGAAGGUCGGCUUCAGGAAGGGGUCAGUCAAGAAAAGUCGAAGCACCGCCAUCAAAUAUGGAACUUGACUAGACAGCCCGGUGCACGGUGAAUACAAUUAGGGCAUUAGCAGUAUCCAUGUGGUAAAUGGGUUGUCAUGUGCCGUUGACACAUAUUGUCGCUAUACACGCGUAUCGGCUUCGGGCUCGUACAUCCAGUUGUCUUCAUCCAGUGCGGCGACCUUAUUUCUAAGACUCUGGUAAAUGAGAU